GGAAACACUCAAACAAAAAAGCGUACACAGUGUUAAAAAGAAAGAAAGUGAUAUAAAAUGUCACGGCAGUUCUGAUAAAUCUAUAGCGAAGUCCCAUAGUAGAAUCAUCUGAGUUGUAUGAUGCUGUCUGAAAGUGAACUUUUCAUAGUGGAGAGGCCCGGUUUCACAACAGGAUUGAAACCAAGAUGAGCUGUGCAAUGAGGAGGUGCAAGCGUGACACUUGGCGUGUAGCAAUUACUCUAAACAACAAGGCCUAGAAGAACCAAACGAAGAGUCAAUUCAUGAGGAAACGAAUGCUUCCUCUGCUGCUGAAACCCCACAGGAAGAGCUUCACCAGUACACAGAAAGUGGCUUAGUAAGACAUCCUGAGAAGGUCAUGGCUUCACCCAGUUGAUCAGAUACAAUGAAGAGACUGGAUGAUGAGCCAACAAAGAGUGGGAACAGGACGAGCCUUUCUGACAAGCUCACCAAUGGUGACUCUGUGACUCAGAAAAGCCCCGUGGCUUUAUUGCAGGGGCUACGUCUGUGUCGGGAGGCAUGGAACCCAGGAAGCCCGUGGGACAGAGAAGGAGCCCAUGCUGCUCUGUGGGGCAGGCCACCAGGGAGUUUCCUGGUGGUGUCUGACUCAUCUUCUCAGAAUAACCUACUGUGUGUGUCUGUCGAUGACCAGGAUAAGAAAAUACAAGACUUUCCAAUCAUACACACUGAAUCAACACAGCACCUGAAUACGUCUCACCUGGCCUUCUGUGACCUGCUGCAGCUGGUGAGCUUCUACACUUUGAGCAGGGAUGUGUUGCCUUUGUGUUUGUCGGUUCCUUCAUGGGUGUGUGGUUUAACCGAACAACCAGAGAAUCUUGUUUCACAACUGGGUCCAAAGGCCUGGCUUUGUCCCUCAUCAGAUCUUCUGCCAGGCACAAUGAGUCCAGGAACACCAGACACUCAGGACACUGUAAUGUGCACCAUACAGUUAACAGCAGCCAAUGGUGCUCUCUGUGUCAUCAACCCUUUGUAUCUCCAAGAGCAUGGAGAUGAUUGGCUGACACAUUCCUCGGGCAGCACAAAUCUCAUUAAUCGCCCCUUCACUUCCAGGCGUGACAGACGGCUAAGUGCAGCAAGAGCUUGGGCAGGAGCGGGGCUUAAGAAGCGAAGCGAGUCAGUGGAAGAUUCCUCUUCCAGUUUUGACAGCUCAGCAGGUCCUCUUACUCAUAACCCGGCUUCCCCGGUGACCCCAACUGGAGUGGUUUUGCGCAGAGCAAGCAGCUCCAGUACUUCAGAUCCUCAAAGGAGGGUGAGUUCGGAUUCAAUCAGCAGCCCCAUCCCUCAGUCCCCGCACCGAGUGUCUUGGGUCGAGGAUAAACUAUGGAUGAACCCACCUGCUCCUUCUUCCCUGCUCCACCCUCCAUGCCUCGAAUUUGAUUCUCUGUCAAUGAGCAGCAUAGAAGAGGAGCCUGAUCCUGAGCCAACCGUAAGCCCCUCCCAAGUACAAAACUCACCACGCCUCCCACUGGCUGACAAGGUUAAGAACAGGCUUUCAGCAGUUGGCCAGGCUCUAGGUGGCUUAAUGAAUCCACAAAAACGACUGAGUAAACGUGUGCAGGAGCUGAGCGAACGUAAGUGUAGCCCCUUUGCAGAGGCUCUAAAAGCAUUUGUGGAGCAGACGCUGAAAAUGAGAGCUGUUUGUGGUGUGAAAAGUACAGAGAUGCUGCAGGAAGUGCGCUCCUCCCUCACGGCUUUGAGGGAAACAUUGUACGACUCUGUUGAAAUCCAGAGCAUCAUCGACUCGUUGGGAGAUGUGCCUGAUUUUGAGCUGGAUAUGAUGCUGGAGCAAGCCUUACAUAAAGUGGCUCUGAAGCCAUUGUAUUCUCAUUUGUACGAGUGCAUGAAGACAGCACAGCAUCAGGAUGUCAGCCUGCAGCGGCUACAAGCGAACCAGCACACGUUGAUGAACCGAAGCCUGGAGGAGCUGGAGGGGACAGCAGGUGCAGGCGUGCCUGAUGCGGCCAUGCUGGAGAAGAUCCGGCAGCAUUGGGCUACCAUGCACCAACAAUACUCGCCCCAAAAGAAGGUGGACAUACUGCUCAAAGUCUGCAAAAACAUUUACCACAGCAUGACUGUCAAUGCCAAGCCUGGUGUGGUUUUUGGAGCAGAUGACUUCCUGCCCUGUUUGACGUGGGUAUUACUCCGCAGUGACGUUGUUACUCUGCAGAUAGACAUGGACUAUAUGAUGGAGCUGCUGGACCCCUCUCAGUUACAGGGAGAAGGUGGAUAUUACCUGACGUCCCUCUACGCCUCCUUGUUCUACAUUAGCAGUUUCCGGUCUCGUUUGGCAGCACGCCAGCUGAGCGCUGAAGCCCAGAAGUCCCUCAGUCAAUGGCAUCGCAGACGCACACUCCACUGCAACCAAUCACGGCGCAGUAGGAACCGCAGGACCAUCAGGAAGCACAAAAGUGGUGAAAGAGUUGAUGAGGACUCAGAGGGGGUGAAUGCAAGUGCAUCCAAAGAGAAAGCUACAGACGGGACUCUCGCCAGAAAUGUGACAAAGGAAGAAGUGCAAAAUGGGGGAUCAGAGGAUUAAUUUGCAAAAAAUUCUGAGUGGAGUAAUAUUAACAUUAAAACUGCCCUGCACUUUUGCCUUAACAAUCUAGGAAAAUCUUACAGAAAUGUAGAUAAUCCCCCUGUCCAAAACUACACAAUUCUUGGUCUUGGGCGUUCUUAUUUGUCCAUCUGAAAAGCACCCUUUAUGAGGCCUUAAUGCACCUUUUUGAAGUCUACAGCCUCAGUCUUGUAUAAUAUAUUCAAAUGUGUCUUAAAGUGUCUUAAUUUAAUUUGUAGCAGCAUUAGAGUGAGAACUAAUCAAAAGAGCUGAAUAAAUCAAGCACAAUCAACUACCAA
Messenger RNA from Neoarius graeffei (lesser salmon catfish), 2892 nucleotides. It is a transcript of the gene rinl, whose product is annotated as Ras and Rab interactor-like. Bases 404 to 2575 code for a protein of 723 amino acids. Gene Ontology annotation, cellular component: cytosol; endocytic vesicle. The transcript has 12 exons. NCBI's taxonomy places the organism in Eukaryota, Metazoa, Chordata, Actinopteri, Siluriformes, Ariidae. Gene Ontology annotation, biological process: vesicle-mediated transport. Gene Ontology annotation, molecular function: guanyl-nucleotide exchange factor activity; small GTPase binding. The record is from RefSeq and is a predicted model, not a curated record.